CCUGCCCUACAACCGAAUGAGCGUAUACGAAAACAACAUUUACAUCUACAGAACGUUUGUGUUUAAGAGUCUGGAUCACUACCUCUUUAACGAGAGGAACAACAAGCCCUUCAGCCACUUCUUCCUUUUUCAAAUUUUUCUUGCGAUUAUCCAACUGCACUCGCUCGGUAUCUACCAUGGACAUAUAAAGAGCGAAAAUUUUCUACUGCAGAACAAUAUGCACGUCCUCAUAACGGAUAUAAAUAUAUUGAAUAAGUACCUCUACUACAUCCCAAGUGUGCGGUAGAUGCUGCUGUUGGCGCCUGUCCACAUUCUGCUGCUGGCGCCUCUCCACAUUCUGCUGCUGGCGCCUCUCCACAUUCUGCUGCUGGCGCCGCUGUACCCCCCGCUCAGGUGCGAAGAUAAGUGGAGUAGCCUACUGCAGCGUCUGCAGAAACUGCAGGACGAUAUCUUCAACCUGGGGAUCCUGGUUCUGGAAAUUUUGCUCUGUGACAAAAGUGUGUCGUACGCAUUCCUGAAGGAGAACUAUCACGACAGGAGAGAGUGCAACUUUUAUCGGGGUAGGAGUAGACAAGGGAUGUUUCAAUUUAUGGGAAGUGGAAAUGGGGGAGAGAAAAAAAACGUUGGGAAAGGCAAAGGCAGAGGCAGUGCCAAGGUGAAAAGAAUAAAAAAAAAAGAAGAUAAAGAGUGCCGCUUUGCCAGCAGUGGAGGUAGUGGCAGCGCAGUUAGCGGCAGCGCAGUUAGCGGCAGCGCAGUUAGCGGCAGCGGAGGUAGCGGCAGCGGAGUUAGCGGCAGCGGAGGUAGCGGCAGCGUGGAGAGUGCGGAGCGCAUCAUGGACCUGUCGACAAAGAAGACGAGCCACAAUUUCGUGCACGCCCUCUCCCUACCGUUUAUAAACAAAAGGAUAAAAAACGAGGAGGAGAGCUAUUUUCAAGAAAACAAACACGUAAAAAUGAAUAUAGACAAAUAUAGGUACUACAAUUACCACUACAUUAACAGCGUCAAUUACAUAAACAUUUACAACGACUUUUACAACAAUGGGACGUUGCAUCCUGUGAGUGAAAACAACUCGCAUAGGGGAAGCGUCACUUAUGGAGGCAACGUCGAGAAUGAGGUUCUUUAUAGGAGCAGGACUGUUUUAUAUGGGCGAGGGGAUGGGUCGGAUUCGUUGGGGGAGGUUCCCCAUGCGUACAGCGAUUACGAGGUGCUCGGGGGAGAGACAAGGGGAGGGAGGAGGAACAGGGCCACUUACGACAGACUCGAUUUGCACGUGCCGCGAGAUUGGGGCUCCGACAGCUCCAGCGAGGCGGGAGAGCCCGAGGGGGAGCAGUCCCCAGCGAGGCCGACAGGCGGAGAAAAGAGAAAAGGGAGUGCCCUACAAAAUUUGGAAAAUUGUUAAAUGGAGACCUACAUCAGGGACAGUCACUUGGGGGACAAAGUGAAGAUGCAUCUGCUGCAGCAGUGGCGCGCACACAGGAGAGAGGCCAAGGGGAGAAGUAGCCAAAGUAGUGGAGCGUACCACUCGACGUGCCACUUUCCGUUCCCCACCCUAUCGUACCAGAAUGCACACGAAUUUUACAGAAAUUUUUUGGUCUUCUACAAAACGCUGUUUAAUGCCAUUUUUCACAAAGACCAAAGCUACAUUGAUAUAUUUAGCGGCUUGGAGAUCUGCAAGAGGGGCAUUUACGCGCCCCUCUUUCGGGGCGCCCACAUCAGGCGGGCUGCCCACCACCGCUGCAGUAACUGCAGUGGGUGGACCAAUCUAAGCAGUAGGACCAGUCUAAGCAGUAGGACCAAUCCAAGCGAGCGGACCAAUCCGGGCAAGCAGACCACUCCAUGCAAGCAGACCAAUCCCCGUGGUUGCCGCUCCCACAAGUGGAGGUUCAACGAAGACAUACUCCAACUAACAAACAUGAUAAUCGCCUCGUACCACUCGCUCGCAUACGAGUCGACCAAGCAGCUUUGUCUCGAAAUGCUCUACUGCAUAAUUUACCACCUCAACGACAGUACCCUGAACAGAGAAGUGGCGUCUUUCCUACUUUUUUGUAUGAACAAGUCAGGUGAAAAAUUAAAAAUUAUAAUCAUCAAAUCUUUUUACAAAAUUAUGCACAAUGAAAAUGCCUACGAACAUAUGUAUCCCUACGUGGAAAAAUUCUUGCCGUCCUUUUUCUCGCUCAAGGACAGUAAAGAAAAAAUGGAGAAAUAUUUUUAUGUGAAAUAUUUACCGCUAAUCGCCAAUGUCACCAUUCAGUAUAUAUAUAAUGUUAGUUUGUUGAAGAAAGGGGGGAAAAAGCAAAAACAAAAACAAAUUUUUAUGAAGGAUCAGGAUGGUCAGAAAAUGGGCCCUGAUGAGAUUACCAUCUCGGAAGUGAAGCACAUGGAAAUGUUAAAAAAACUUCGCAAUCAGUUAGUGCACAUUUUGAAAUACUCCACUGACGAAAAUAUUUUGUUUGAGUUUUACGAGCACUUAAUAAUAUUUUGCAAAAUUAUGAGCAGAAAAUGGGUCAAAAUUUACAUCCUCCCUUAUUUACUAGCAAAUAUUUACAAGACGAAGUAUAGCUUUAUCAGAGCUCUGUCUAUUCGGAUCACUCUUCGAAUUAUGUCCUACAUUAAUGACAGUGAAACGUACAAAAUGAUUUGUGCCUAU
Messenger RNA from Plasmodium cynomolgi strain B, 2647 nucleotides. RefSeq lists its product as hypothetical. The annotation marks the transcript as partial. Lineage: Eukaryota; Apicomplexa; Aconoidasida; Haemosporida; Plasmodiidae. The record is from RefSeq and is a predicted model, not a curated record. The transcript is spliced from 4 exons.